AUGGCUGACUUUGGCUCUUUGGGGUGGAUAAGGUCCUGUGGCAUUCUUUUCGUAGUCCUCCGUGAUGCCGUAAAGGUAUAUCCUGCGCACAAUGGCAGAUUCGUCGAGUUUAUAGUUGAACUGCAGGACAUCUCGUUCCCCGGUGGCACGUUCAAAGACCAAAUGUAUAAGAUGGGCCAAGAUCUAACGGAGUUCGAAUUUGGUCAAAUCGAAACCUCACCAUUCGACUCCAACAUCAUCCCCGAGCGCCAGGGAUACAUCAACCUCUGCGCCUUCAUCGCAAAGCUACACAACCGGGGCAUCUGCACAGCCGACAAAAUCAGCGAUCUAUCCCGCGGUGCCCAAGUCCUAACAGAAGCCCUCGAAGAGGCCCCAUGGGAGAAACACCACCACGAAGACAUCGAAGCCUAUCUAAAGACGACGAGGACGAGGAUUUCUACGAGGAAAAGCGCGAUGAAUUACUUGCUAAGGACAUUAGGAUUCUGGAUCGGAGGGUUCCGGGUGCUACACAGUUGGUUUUUAUAUGUGGGAGGGAGAUUUAUGGGAAGUUGGGGGUGGAGGAUUUUGGGGAGGAGGGUCGGGGGCCGAUUUGGACGGCGAAGAGGUGGUCGAGGGGACGGUGGGGGUUUUGGAGGGUGAGGUUUCGGUGGGUUUCUGGUGUUACGGCUUUGGAUUGGGGUACUAGGGUGCUUGCUAAGGAGGUGGUUGAAGUGAUGGAGAGGAUUGAGAGGGAGGAUGUUGGUUGAGUGUUCUUAUUUCACCCUGCUUAGCGAGGAUGUGAAGCGAAGGCUCCUAAUUCAGACAAGCACUACUAUCUAAAAGCGGCAGACUAAGUGGGCUUACAGCAAGAGCAGCAAGAGCAGCAAGCGCUUCUAGAUCGCAUAGCAUGUCCAACGCUCGGAGUUUUCAGUUUAUCUUCUAUAAGCACGAGGUUUUACUGCG
Aspergillus glaucus CBS 516.65 is the source of this 942-nucleotide messenger RNA. RefSeq lists its product as uncharacterized. The transcript is spliced from 3 exons. The coding region runs from base 1 to 639 and encodes 212 amino acids. NCBI's taxonomy places the organism in Eukaryota, Fungi, Ascomycota, Eurotiomycetes, Eurotiales, Aspergillaceae. The record is from RefSeq and is a predicted model, not a curated record.